Molecule: messenger RNA, 504 nt
Organism: Ilex paraguariensis (yerba mate)
Lineage: Eukaryota; Viridiplantae; Streptophyta; Magnoliopsida; Aquifoliales; Aquifoliaceae
Source: the annotation of a GenBank genome assembly
GCUAGCAAGGAGUCAGAUGUAUACAGUUUUGGUAUCGUGGCAUUGGAAAUAGCAUGUGGAAGAAAACCAAUAGACCCUAGGGCACCAGAAGGUGAAAUAAGAAUGGUUGAGUGGGUUUGGAACCUUUAUGGAAUGGGUAAGCUUCUUGAAACAGCUGACCCGAAACUGUCUGCAAAUUAUGAUGAGAAAGAAAUCGAAUGUUUGAUGAUUGUUGGGCUUUGGUGUGCUCACCCUGAUCCCAAUCUCCGACCUUCAAUUAGGCAAGCGCUUCAUGUCUUUAAUUUUGAAGCCCCAUUGCCCAUUCUUCCUUCCCAAAUGCCAGUGCCCACUUAUUCGACUCCAUCUGCUUUUUCUGCUGCUUCACAAUCAUUACAAUAUGGCACCAAUGUAUCCGAGAGCAGCCAGAACCAGUCUUCGAGCUAUAGCUACAACACGGAUUCCUCAAAGUUCACAGCAUCUUCUCCAGCUUCUUCGUCAUCUGCAUCACUUCUCUACACACGCUAA